Messenger RNA from Notothenia coriiceps (black rockcod), 939 nucleotides. RefSeq names its product voltage-dependent P/Q-type calcium channel subunit alpha-1A-like. The record is from RefSeq and is a predicted model, not a curated record. Gene Ontology annotation, cellular component: membrane; neuronal cell body; voltage-gated calcium channel complex. NCBI's taxonomy places the organism in Eukaryota, Metazoa, Chordata, Actinopteri, Perciformes, Nototheniidae. Gene Ontology annotation, molecular function: high voltage-gated calcium channel activity. The transcript is spliced from 9 exons. Gene Ontology annotation, biological process: chemical synaptic transmission; calcium ion import across plasma membrane. Bases 1 to 939 code for a protein of 312 amino acids.
AUGCAAAGCCUGGACAGGUCAUGGAUCCUGUCCACUAUAGGCUCAGAUUUCGACCUGCGGACCCUCAGGGCUGUGCGAGUAUUGAGGCCCCUCAAACUGGUGUCCGGUAUUCCCAGCUUACAGGUGGUGCUCAAAUCCAUCAUGAAGGCCAUGAUUCCUCUGCUGCAGAUUGGCAUGCUUCUUUUCUUCGCCAUCCUCAUGUUCGCCAUCAUCGGCCUGGAGUUCUACAUGGGCAAAUUCCACACAACAUGCUAUGACAAUCACACAGGUGAGAUGAAAGAAGAGUAUCCAUGUGGGACAGAGCUUCCGUCGCGGCUGUGUCCAGAGGGCACCUUGUGUCGAAGGUACUGGACGGGACCAAACUACGGCAUCACCCAGUUUGACAACAUCCUGUUUGCUAUCCUCACCGUCUUCCAGUGUAUCACCAUGGAGGGCUGGACUGACCUGCUCUACUAUAGCAACGAUGCCUCAGGGAGUGCAUGGAACUGGAUGUACUUCAUCCCCCUCAUCAUCAUCGGCUCCUUACUCAUCAUCAUCGGCUCCUUCUUCAUGCUCAACCUGGUGCUGGGUGUGUUGUCAGGGGAGUUUGCCAAAGAGAGAGAGCGUGUGGAGAACAGGAGUGAGUUCCUGAAGCUCAGAAGACAGCAGCAGAUAGAAAGGGAACUCAACGGAUAUCUGGAGUGGAUCUGCAAAGCUGAGGAGGUCAUCUUGGCGGAUGAUGACAAUGUCACGGCUUAUGAUGGCUCACGUAGAAGAGCCACAAAGAACCAUAAGAGCAAAGCUGAGCUGCUGAACCCAGAGGAAGGGGAGGGAGACCUGGCAGUGAUAUGUGGUAGUAUAUUUGAAGUGCUGUGGUCCAUCAUCCAGCCGGGCACGUCGUUUGGCAUCAGCGUGCUUCGAGCUCUCAGGUUAUUGAGGAUUUUCAAAGUCACCAAGUGA